AUGACGGUAACCGCUGCAGAAGGGGAGAGGGUUCAGGAAACGCCCGUGGGCUCAAAAGAUCUGGAGAAGCGCUUGUCCGAAGAUGCAGGAGACGAGAACAGAGACGCUGGGAGCGACGAGGAGAGUGGCGGUGCUCAUGACUCGACAGGGGAGACUGAGGACGAUGCAGGGGACAGAGAGAAAAAUAGGGAUGGCGAAGAGGAUGAGAAUGAGGAUGAGAGUGAUGAUGAUGGAGAUGAGGAGGAGGAAGUUGGUCUGUCGUACUUGUAUACGGACUUUGAGGAUGACGAAAAGGAUGGAGACUUUAAGGCGGACGCGGCAGCUCGUGACGAUGAGGAGGAGGACGACGACGACGACGAUGAUGAAGGUGAGGAAGAAGAGGAGGGAAUUGAUGCUGCAGUAGGAGGUGACGAUAGGGACGAGGAGGAGGCAGAACAGGCUGUUGCCGAAGACGAGGAUGCGGAUGAUGAGAAGCAGAGUGGGGAAAACGAAGAUGCAGAUGGAGACGAAGAGGAGGGUGUCCCGCCAGCCAAAAAGCAGAAGACGUGA
Molecule: messenger RNA, 549 nt
Organism: Peronospora matthiolae
Lineage: Eukaryota; Oomycota; Peronosporomycetes; Peronosporales; Peronosporaceae
Source: the annotation of a GenBank genome assembly